CAGCGGGACUCCAGGCUCUCACUUCCCCAGCUGCUGACGUCAGCUGGCAGCCUGGGCAGUGCUCGCCGCUCCGGACAUAGCGCCGAGAAAAAUGCUGCUCUCCGUACCGCCAAGAGCAGGAGUCAACCCGUACAGCGGAUUUACCAACAGAAACAGCAAAAAGCAGGCCUAUGUGUCCUCCGGCCACCAGAUGGCUCCCCCCAGUCCCAACAACAACAGUAGCAGCAACAGUGGUGGCGGUGGAGGAGAACAGCUGAGUAAAACCAAUCUCUACAUCCGUGGCCUUCAUCCCGGAACUACAGACCAAGACCUGGUCAAGCUCUGCCAACCGUAUGGCAAGAUCGUGUCAACGAAAGCCAUCUUAGAUAAAACCACCAACAAAUGUAAAGGCUAUGGCUUUGUGGACUUUGACAGUCCAGCAGCAGCUCAAAAAGCAGUGACAGCUCUGAAAUCCAGCGGCGUCCAGGCACAGAUGGCUAAGCAACAAGAACAGGACCCAACCAACCUGUACAUCUCCAACCUGCCAGUGUCCAUGGACGAGCAGGAACUGGAGAGCAUGCUCAAGUCCUUCGGCCAGGUCAUUUCCACCCGCAUUCUGCGAGACGCCAACGGGACCAGCCGCGGCGUAGGAUUCGCCAGGAUGGAAUCCACAGAGAAGUGUGAGGCCAUCAUUCAGCAUUUCAAUGGCAAAUUCAUCAAGACUCCACCGGGGGUUCCAGUGCCCACAGAGCCCUUAUUAUGUAAGUUUGCAGACGGGGGGCAGAAAAAGCGGCAGAACCAGGGGAAGUACCUCCCCAACGGAAGGCCCUGGGCCAGAGACGGAGAGACUGGAGGAAUGACGCUUGCCUAUGACCCCACCGCUUUACAAAAUGGCUUCUACUCCUCGCCGUACAGUCUGGCUCCAAACCGGAUGAUCGCCCAGACGUCCCUCUCCCCUUACAUGCAUUCUCCUGUCUCAUCCUACCAGGUACACAGCCCGUCCUGGAUGCACCAUCAGUCAUACCUCAUGCAGCCAGCUGGUACAGUUCUAACUCCAACAAUGGAUCACGCCAUGUCCAUCCAGCCCACGUCCAUGAUGGGGCCCCUCGCCCAGCAGCUAAGCCACCUGUCCCUGGGCAGCACGGGCACAUAUAUUCCGGCCAACACGACAAUGCAGGGGACCUACAUCCCCCAGUACACCCCAGUGCCUCCCUCCAGUGUCCAAGUUGAGGAGAAUGGUGGUCAACAGCAACAGGUUGCCAUGGAAACCCCUGCGGAACACACAAGCUACUCGUACCAACACACCAAGUGAAGCUUAAGCGCCAUGACAGGGGGCUGAUGUCAUGUGAUCCAGCCAAUCUUGGUUCAGCUCAAAGAAAACUUCGCUCAAUAUCGUCACCAAGCAGCCGGACUUGAACAUGGAUGACAAAAGGAACGUAUGUGUGUGUGUGUGUGUGUGUUCUUCAGUUUUAAAGAAACAGGACAACAACUUAUGUGAACUACCAAAGGAGUUUGUCUUCUCCAGAGAAGGUCUCAUCUAUUUUGAUAACUCAGACAAAGGAACACAACCUAACAGGAAACCAAUUAGGAGGAAAAAACCAGAGUGUUAUUUUUAUGCAUGUUAUAUAACAAAUUCUUAUUUUUAAAAACAAAUGCAUUCUGGAUGUUUCAGGGUGAUUCAAGUUGAAAGAGUUGCAACACAAUGUGUCUUUUAUUUGUUUUUGUCUGUGAAAUAUGCAAUUGUUUAGAAUUUCCUGAUGUCUGUCGCUUUGACAUUCUAUUUGCAGUGGCGGGACAAGACGUGUGUUCAGGUUAGAGAAAAGGAAAAGAGAAAAGAAAAAGUCUUUUGCUGGAUAUGAAGCGGGAGACAAACCGUUUAAAGCUACUUCUUCCUCGUUGAACUGCUGCAGAGAUUUCUAUUCAUGCACAGAUGAUAGAAACACUUAUUUAUCCUUUUUAGUCCUUUUUUUGAAAAACAAAUGUGUGAAUUGAGUGAACAAAAGACAAUCAAUUAUUUCUAUUUAUAUUUGACUUCUUUUUAUUUUAUUUUAUUUUUUUCCAGAGUUUUUAGACCAUUGACGCAUACAUUUAUUAAAAACACAAAAAAAGAGCUAUUUAACAGUGGAGUCUACUAAGACGAUAAAAAAGCCACACAGUGAUAAGCUGUCAUUUUCCGGGAAUUAUCGUUUUUCACACUACUUGGACUUGCUAAAUAAUGUUGGUUUUUAUGAUUCAUGGUGGAAGUAAAUAUAGAAACAGGUGGCAGAAGUGCAGCAGUUUAACAUAUGAAUAAUUCCUUUUUACUAAACAUCAGAAAACAAAACAUCACCUGCGAUCGGAAGUCAAAUCAGCAGGAGACAAAAGCAGGAAAACAAAACAUUGAGAUGCCUUCGUGCUAACAGCUGAGCGUCUUUUUCCAUUCCUUCUUCUUCAGAAUGUUUUGUGAUUUUUUGCUCAAGCAAGCACCCGGCGGUGAGAAACGUAGCCAUUGGCCGUCGCUAGAUGACUUUAUCGGCUUGUUAGCAUCCUGUGUCGUUUAGCAUGUGACGCUCGUUUCAUGUCACUUAGCCCCCGAAAAGGAACUUUUUUCCCACAUUUAGGGAAUUUCAAGUCAGCUUUGAAAAGUUGCCGGUUGAAGGAAUUUUUCCGGAAUCUCGUAAAAUCUCGUAAAUCACAUUUGACCUUUUUGUUUGUUUACACACAGACUCACACAGACCCUCGCUGUUCUCAUGUCAAUCAGCAACCGGUAGCGCUUCAGGACCGCCCCACGCAGUCUGAGAGUGUUUUUUUCCUUACCUCUGUCGCCAAAGCGCUUACUUUUUAAGCGCACAAGGGAGCGUGGUUUCGGUGCCUUGAGCUAAUUUCUGUUGUGUAUUGGUCCUACAUGGGGACAUCAGUAAACACGAGGAAGCAGAAACUCUGGGUGGAAAGUCACCGUGAAACAGGUGGUCCUCUGUGGUUAUGAGUCCGCUCCCGAAAAGGAAUUCAAAAUGUAAUUUUGGUCUGUAAACACUCGAGACUCGUCACAUGCAACUCUCAACACCAUCAUGAAGGAUAAAGAUGCUACGGUCCUGUCGGCAGCAACCACGCCAACACACACAGUCAGGACUCAUGUCACCUUCACAGACAGUCGUAAUUGCCAAAACUGUUUAACACUACACAUAAUUGCUAGGUCGCGAUAGUAUCUGUUUUUCUGAAAGAGACAGUAAUAACCAGAGGUGGGAGAAGUCAGUGUUUGGCAUGUCUCAAGUCUUUAAUCUCAAGGUCAAAAUAGGAUAGGUCAAGUCAAGCUUGAAAUUUGAGUCCUUACAAGUCAUAUGGCCCUGUGAUUGGCUGGCGACCAGUCGAGGGUGUACCCCGCCUCUCGCCCCAAGACAGCUGGGAUAGGCUCCAGCACCCCCCACAGCCCUCGUGAGGAUAAGUGGUAGAAAAUGAAUGAAUGAAUGAAUGAACAAGUCAUAUGUAUGGUGUCUCCCAAAUAAAAUGGCAUUUUAACCGUGGAACAAUCUAUUGAUUGUUUUAUUUUUUUUAAAUAAAACAAGUGUGACAAGACAGAAAAAUAGUGCUGACAUCACAUUCUGGAUUUAUGUCAUCCACAAAAUCGUUUAUUUUUAAAUCUGAUUGGACAUUAAUAGAUGCAUUCAAUGAGGCAUACUCUGUGGAAACUCUGUUGUCUCGCUGGAAGUGACAUAACAACGAUCACAUUAGUUGAAUACUUCGAUUUUACUCAACACGCUCACUGAAUAGCUGAAAAGUAUUUUCAUGUCGUCAAACUAAAUGUGAGCCAAGUCCCAAGUCAUUGGUGUCAAAGUUCAAGUUUAGUUGCACGUCUUUAAUGAUGUUGUCAAGUCGAGUCCAAAGUCAUCAGAAUUGUGACUAAGCAGUAUAGUAGUCUUUUUUGUCAUUCAUGUGUUGUGUCAGUGUUCAGUUAGUAGCAGUUCUGACUUACCCUAAAAUUCAACUUCCAACGUAUCGAGGGUGCAGUUCGUAACCCGAGGACCACUUGUGUUUUGGUUAUGGCGUGUUGUGAUGGUGGGCGGGUGUCAGCUGUUCACGCUCCCAGUCGCCAUGUUGAGGAGUGGUUUUAAGCGGUUUUAUUGAAGCAACUCUUUGGGCAUCGUUUGAUUCCUAUUCGAGCCGGAGGACCUGGGUCUGAAAAAUCAGAGCAGCAGCUGUGUCUUAAAUGGAAUACUUCCAUCAGUACAAUCGAAUGACUUUACUGUGUAUGUUGUGUACUCCUGACUGCGGCAAUUUUGACAGAGUAGUCCUGUCCCAAAUCCAAUCCAAAUCCUGUCGUUAUGCACUUACCAGAGGUGACCAUCUCUUCUCUCUUUUUUAAGGAUGCAAUUGCAACUAUUUGAUAGAGCAGCAUUUGGAUCGCCCAAUAAAAUAUCUACCGUAUGGAUUUUCAGGAGCAACAGGCGAACCGGGGCAGCGUCUCCAGUAAUGCGGCCGCUGUGCUGGACCGUCGGAAGGCAAAGCUCUCAAUUUACUGGCAUUGUGCACUCACCGUUUUAGCCGGGAAUAAAUGUACUGUGUACGUACGCAAGUGCGCCAAUUGAGACACAGCUGAAUGCUAAAUGGAGCUAGCAAAGACAUGGAUGACGUAGGCGUUCUCCUUUGGGUGGCUGGAAGUCUUUUCUCAAUGCUGCUGUUGUCAACUGAGUUUAAGUCAUUGAUUUUUUUUGUAUAAAUUUUUUUCUUUUUGACUGUCACUUGAAAAACGUUUUGUGCUAACUUGCCUUACUUUUGGAUGAUCUUUGAAGUAGACGAUCUUUGUAGCGUUAGAUGCUAGCUUGUAGUCUUUUCUUUUGCUCUUCACGUUUUGAUUCACACCAAUCUCCGUUCCAAACCUUGUGCCGCUUUUGUAUCGUUGUUGUCGUUUUGAACCUUUUGUAAAAAACAAACAAACAAAAAAAGGAGAAAAAAACAGAAGCCUUUAAAGUGGAGAGCUGAACCAAACUUUUGUAGUGCUGACUCGAAACAUUCAAAGCGACGCCGCUUCCGUGUUGUUGCUCAAGCAGAGACUUUGAUCCAUAGCUCGCUCUCGGCUCAACAAAAAUGGCUGACACGAGAGGACAUUUGUCAUGCUUUUCCACUGCAUACGCAAUUUACUUUUUAGGUUUGCCCCCCAUCACAAACAAUGGAGGAGAUUGAGGGUCGGUUUUAUUCAAGAGGAGACUGAGGUCAGCAAGAAAAAAAAAUGUAUGCUUCAAAGUGGACACUAAGGGUGGGAAACUUGUAACUUGUAUCAUUGGGAAAGAUAUUUUGUGAUUGACAUAUAUUACACAUUCUAUUCAAAAGGAGACUGAGGGCAGCAAAAAAAAAGGACUCCCGUGUCAAAGUGGACACUAACAGUGGGAGUCCUACUGUCAUAUGUAUUGUAUCUCUGGCAAAGACGUUUUGUAAUUAAUGUAUUAUGUAUUGCCUAGAAAGUUGUAUUUUAUCAUUGGCACAGAUAUUUUCUCAUUCAUACAUAUCCUACAUUUUAGACUGAGGAAACUGAGGGCAAGGGAAAGGGCUGCUGCAUCAAAGUGGAUACUAUGGGUGGGAAUUGAAUAGAAACCUUUAUGGGUAUCAUUAGCAAAGAAGCUUUCACUCUGAUAUAUUACACAUUUUAUUCAAAAGGAGACUAAGGGCAACAAGUGAAAGGGCUGUUGCAUCAAAAUGGACACUAAGGAUGGGAAUUGCAUAUUAACUUUUAUUGUGAGGAUCACCUAGAAACUUGUAUUUUGUCAUUGCCAAAGAUAUUUUCUCACUGAUAUAUAUUGCAUUUUAGUCAAAAGAAAACUGAGGGCUACAAGAGAAAGGGCUGCUGCAUCAAAAUGGACACUAAGGGUGCCAUGUAUUUUCUCACUGAUAUACUACACUUUUUAUUCAAAAGGAGACCGAGGGCAGCGAGGGAAAGGGUUACUGCCCCAAAGUGGACACUAAGGGUGCGAAUCACGUUAUUGUAUCAUUAGCAAAAAUAUGGUCUCACUGAUAUAUCACGUUUUAUUCAAGAGGAGACUGAGGGCACCAAGAGAAGGGGCCUUCACAUCAAAAUGGACACUACGGGUUGGAAUCGCCUCGUAUCUUUGGGAAAAAAUGUUUUGUAAUUGAUAUUUUACACGUUUUAUUCAGAAUAUGUUGUCCUGCCUCUAGUGGUCACUGUGUAACACUGCAGUGUCAUUUUUAGCCGUAAAUGUUGCCAAAUGUACUCAACCAACAAGUUAACAGUAGUAUCACUUCUGUUUAGAAUAGUACCUCAAACCACAAAGGAGUGAAAGCGUGUUUGGAGGGUGCCGCUCUACCUUAGAGGAUAAAUACACACAUGGACAAAAUUGUUGGUACCCCUCAGUUAAAGAAAGAAAAUCCCACAAUUCUCACUAAAAUCACUUGAAACUUACAAAAGUAACAAUAAAUAAAAAAAUCUUGAAAAUGAAACAAUCAUAAUCAGCCAUCACUUUUGAAUGGUUGAUUAACAAAAUUAUUUAAAAAAAGAAACUAAUGAAACAGGCCUGGACAAAAAUGAUGGUACCUAUUCAAAAGAUUGAAAACUUGACCAGAGUCACAUGAUUAUCUCAGGUGUGUCCUUUAAUUGACAUCAUAGGUGUCUUCAAACUCAUAAUCAGUCAGUCUGCCUAUUUAAAGGGUGACAAAUAGUCACUGUGCUGUUUGGUGACGAGGUGUGUACCACACUGAACACGGACAACAGAAAGCGAAGGCAAGAAUUGUCCCAGGACAUUCGAAAUAAAAUGAUAGACCAACAUCUGAAAGGUAAAGGCUAUAAGACCAUCUCUAAGCAGCUUGAAAUUCCUGUGACAAGAGUGGCACAUAUUAUUCAGAAGUCUAAGGUCCACGGGACAGUAGCCAACCUCCCUGGAUGUGGCCACAAGAGGAAAAUUGAUGACAAAUUGAAGAGAUGGAUAGUUGGAAUUGUAUCCAGAAGAGCCCAGAACAACCUCCAAAGAAAUUAAAGGUGAACUCCAAGGCCAAGGUACAUCAGUGUCAGAUCGCACCAUUGGUCGUUGUUUGAGUCAAAGUGGACUUCAUGGGAGACGACCGAGGAGGACACCACCGUUGAAAGCAAAUCAUAAAAAAGCGAGACUGGAAUUUGUGAAAAUGCAUGUUGACAAGCCACAGAGCUUCUGGGAGAAUGUUCUAUGGACAGAUGAGUCAAAACUGGAGCUUCUUGGUAAAGCGCAUCAACUGUAUGUUCAUAGACUGAAAAAUCAAGCCUACGAAGAAAAGAACACUGAGGAGGCUCAGUUAUGUUUUGGGGCUGCUUUGCUGCAUCUGGCACAUAGUGUCUUGAAGUUGUGCAAGGUACAAUGAAAUCUCAAGACUAUCAAGGCAUUCUGGAGACAAAUGUGCUGCCUAGUGUCAGAAAGCUUGGUCUCAGUCGCAGGUCUUGGGUCUUUCAACAGGACAACGAUCCAAAACACACCACCAAAAGCGUUGGACUAUUCUGAAGUGGCCCUCUAUGAGCCCAGAUCUGAAUCCCAUUGAACAUCUGUAGAAGGAGCUGAAACAUGCCAUCUGGAGAAGACACCCGUCUAACCUGAGACAACAGGAGCAGUUUGCUCCCGAGGAGUGGGCCAAAAUACCUGUUUUACUUACAGAAAUCGUUUAAUUGCAGUGAUCUCCUCAAAAGGUUGUGCAACAAAAUAUUACGUUAUGGGUACCAUCAUUUUUGUCCAGGCCUGUUUCAUUAAUUUGUUUUUUGAAAUAAUUAUGUUAAUAACCAAUUCAAAAGUGAUGGCUGAUUUUGAUUUUUUAAGAAUUAAUUUUAUUUAUUGUUAGUUUUUUAAGUUUCAAGUGAUUUCAGUGAGAAUUGUGGGAUUUUCUUUCUUUAACUGGGAGGUACCAACAAUUUUGUCCACGUGUGUACUUAGAUCCUGUCCUAUCUGUUUUUUGAGCAUGAGUUGAUAGACAUCGAGAGACAUCGACAGUCCAGUCGCUGUCGAUCCAAUGCCCUGAGAAAACAAGGACCCCGAUGAACAUUACCUCAUAGUGACUGAGAAUACUCCCAGACAUUAAAGUACCUUGUAGUCGCUACUGUGCACAAAGGCAAACAUCAACAGCGUGCAGUGGAAAAGAUGCCCAAGUGUCCUAGCGAGUGAGUGAUCUGGAAAAGCUCAUCCCGGUCAAGACUUUGUGUUCUUUCUCUGCACGUACUGCCGAGCAAUUCAAACAGGACCGUCACUACACGCCACGGCAACCGAUAAGUGACCCCGUCGGUUUGGCUGGCGCUGAGCUUUUUCUUCCUGUUUCUGUUUGGGUGCGGUGAAAACACAGUCAAAACACGGUGACUCUGUUUUGCUGUUCAGUUUGAUUUGUGCAACCAAAGAUGUAGUCAGACCAAGUUGCUAUUGUGACGCCUGCUGGACAAAAUUGCUUUUUCCUCCAAACGCUGUUUUUCUGAAUGCAUCGGGUUUCAUCGACACAUUGAGAGUACACAGGAAGUUCUGUGUGCAUGCGGUAUGUGCAGAAACUCUAUGGGGCUUCGAAGACUUCCAGGAGGAACUCUGCGGGCAACUUGAGAGAGCACAUUUUGUACAUAGUCUUUAUUAUUUUCCCACUUUUUUCUUGACACCUUUUAGUUUUUUCUGCGUGUUUUCAUGUGUUGAUUUUGUUGUAUAAACUGUCCAGAUCUCACACAUCAUCCGAAUCCGUGGCGCCAUGAAGGAGAAUGUCAUGGGAAUUGUUUAGAACCGAAAUGAUAUUCUGUGUGUUCGCCAUCACUUUGAACUCAUACAUUGAAAAAAGGAUUUUGGAACUAUGAAAUGACAACUUGUUACAAUGCAGUGUUUAUUUAUUUGACGCUUUUCUACCAAAUUCUAAGCAGAGAUAAUGUUACAGUGAAUGCGUCAUGGCUUUAAAUAGUAGUACUAUAGUACUAUGAUACUAUAUCCUGAUCAUUGGUGCCCACGGUUUGUCACCAUGCACUUAUUUGUACUUUUAGUCAUUUGAUUGGAGAUUGAUGGCUUAUUUCAUAGCUUCAAAAUGUUUUGCUGCUAAAACAAGAUUUCUCAACAGGCGGUCAGUCGACGCCCACUUUGCAUUUUCAUAUCAAUUGGUCUCGGUAAUGGCUCAUUUUUUCCGUAAUAUGCAGGACUGGAUCCCCCGAGGAUGCACAUCAAAGUGUCCAUCCUAUCAGAAACUCAGACUGACGUUGUGUCAACACUGAAUAAAGCGCAGACGUUUUGAAAAUGCAGCGGGCGUCGCUCACCGCGUGCUUGUGAACACUUUUGUUAUUUAUACAAGAACUCAUUUUGUACAGUUUUGUUAAAGGAGAGAGCUUUUUGAUAUUUGGUUACUUUGCGAAGCCACUCGGCUACUGUUGUCUUCCUGUGCCAGAGUUUCUAAAAUUGUAACUUGAUUUUGUUUUUUAUUGAUUAAGAAAAGAUUUCCUUCUGUCUUGGUUUUCUCUUUGAAUUUGAAAAUGUCCAUUGUACUUUUUUUUGUAAUAAAAAGCUUUGUUCCAAUGAAUCAAAGUAUUGUUGUG
Doryrhamphus excisus (bluestripe pipefish) is the source of this 9469-nucleotide messenger RNA. Its product is annotated as RNA-binding motif, single-stranded-interacting protein 2-like. The record is from RefSeq and is a predicted model, not a curated record. Lineage: Eukaryota; Metazoa; Chordata; Actinopteri; Syngnathiformes; Syngnathidae. Gene Ontology annotation, molecular function: RNA binding.